CAAAUAUGUGUCUACUCUCUUGAAUUAGAUCAGCAAUGCUGACAAAUAUGUACCGGAGUUAUAGUCCAGAGUCCUUCAAGUCUACGGAAAACUGUACUACUACUCCAGACAUCGUCAAUGAAGACCCCAAGGUCAAUGAAGACCCCAAGCGACCGAUUAUCAGCGAGGCUCCCCCUGUAACUUCACCUGAAGAGAAGAUUGUUGCAGAUUUAGGGAAGUAUAUCGAGACUUGCUACUACGGCAACAAAACAGUCCCUUCCGAGAGACCCCCGAUAUUUAAUCAAGAUGUCGGACAUUAUAGACCGCAGCUCAAACAGGACCGGGUGAAUCGAAUUAUUCUAUACCCUGGAUGCUUCAACCCUCCACACCGCGGCCAUCAAUCCAUGGUUAACUGCGCCUUUUCGUGCUCCCAAGAUAUCGAUGUCAUCGCUGCGAUAGUCCUCCCCCUGGGCACCAGUUACUCGCCGGAGAACGCGAAGGAGUUUAUGGAAGACGUAUGGUUUACAAUGGCCCAGAGGGUCCGGUUAUGGAGAGGAGAUAAUGGACCUCACGAUUGGCUCUGGGUCUAUGACCAAGGUCGCCACGAGUGGGAGAUUUUCCGUUACAAUCUUGAACACGCGAUUAAGGCAGACGGCUUUCCCUUCGAGUUUAUCUACUUGGGCGGGCCAGACCACAUUGGGAGAUUUCACGUCUCAAAACGCCCAUGGGGCUGCGAUAACAUGAUUGUCAGUGAUAUUGGGAGAGAAACAGAUUUUGUGGGUGAUGAGACUUUGAUUCGGAUUGAGCGCCACGGGAAUUGGAAGCAGAUUCUCUAUCAAAAUAGGCCACAUCCUUGGGAGGCCGUCGGGGAAAUGGCACCUUGGCUUCUUAGUUCACUAUCACUUACAAUGCUAGGAGAAGGCAAGUUGGGAUUUCGAAGAGUUUUACUGGUAUCGACUUGAGCUAAACUAUAUCCUACACCUAGAAUCUAAUACUGGAUCGAUCGCGGAAUUACAGCUACAAUAUAUUAGAAUGGUAACCGGAAUGCGAAUCUGCUGGAACAAGUACGACGGUAUAUCGUGGGUUCGUUUUAUCCCGGCUGGCGAUAGCGCGAUACGCGUGAGCUCGACGGACAUUAGGUAUACUAUAAAGACAUGUCCACCGGAUGAGUUACUUGAAAAGCUUAAGGGAAAAGCUCUUCGUCCGGAACUUCUUGUCCAGUGGGUUCAGGAGUCUAAACACCGUAGCUCAGCCUCCUAGUUAGCAUCUUCAGAAUAGGUGGAACCACCACCUGUGGCUGUGAUAUGAUAAAAAAAAAGGAGGAGUCUACGCUAAAGUAUCGACUUCGUAUUACUAUAGUGGCCAUUCAUCCAA
Molecule: messenger RNA, 1353 nt
Organism: Daldinia loculata
Lineage: Eukaryota; Fungi; Ascomycota; Sordariomycetes; Xylariales; Hypoxylaceae
Exons: 1
Coding region: 36-941 (301 amino acids)
Source: RefSeq, a predicted model, not a curated record